Messenger RNA from Tachysurus vachellii, 1216 nucleotides. RefSeq names its product transmembrane 4 L six family member 5 (gene tm4sf5). The record is from RefSeq and is a predicted model, not a curated record. Bases 195 to 803 code for a protein of 202 amino acids. The transcript has 5 exons. NCBI's taxonomy places the organism in Eukaryota, Metazoa, Chordata, Actinopteri, Siluriformes, Bagridae. Gene Ontology annotation, cellular component: membrane.
UCAUUAGCUGGGGCACCAAUCUUCAUUUGCUCUUUUUACACAGCUCUUCUUACUUUGACUUUGUCCACCAUUUGGGCACAGAAACACGGCUGUUAUCUGGAGUUUUUACGCAAUCCUUCUUGUUUCUGACUUUAUAGUCUUAAAUUAGGAGAGCUAAGAGUCAAGGAUAACAAAAAACAUUAAAUGUUAAAAAGAUGUGUUGUACAGGAAAGUGUGCACGCUUAGUGGGCUUGAUUCUGUUGCCCUCUGCGUUUCUGUGUAUGAUCUCUAACCUGUUGUUGUUCUUCCCCAAUGGCACUGUUUUGGAAAAUGAUCAGAUCUCCUUACAGGUCUGGCUGAUGGGAGGAUUCUUGGGUGGAGGUUUGUUUAUGCUGUGUCCAAGCUGUUCGGCUAUCAGAGCUGGUGGAAAGGGCUGCUGUGGGAAGGGUUGCUGUGGAAAUCGUUGCCGUAUGCUGAGCUCUGUGUUUUCUUCUGCAUUUGGUCUAAUUGGGGCAAUAUACAGCACCAGUGUGGCAUCUGCAGCACUGGCUAUUGGACCAAAAUGCCUUCUGGCCACGGGGUUAUGGGAAUAUCCCUUUCAGAACAAGCCCCAAGAUAAUUCCAGCUACUUGGUGGAUAAAUCUGAGUGGUCUCUCUGCUUAUACCCAGAAAAUGUAGUCCUUUGGCACAUUGUGCUCUUCUCCAUCAUACUAGGUCUGGGUGCCCUGCAGGUUGUGCUACUUGGGAUCCAGGUCAUUAAUGGCUGCAUUGGUUGUAUAUGCGGGGAUUGUCGAAAAAGCCCAGAGGAUGAUGGAGGAUUGUGAAUGCAAGAUAUUAUCAAGACAUAAUCAACGGAUCAAAUUCCAUAAUACAUAUUUUGUUCACUGAUAGAUAGCAGCCACAAUCAUAUCUAUUUAUUAACAUGCCCUUUCAAGGUUGUAUGAAACCUGGAUAAGAACACAUUUUUAACAGUAAGAGUCUUACUCUUUUGUCUUUAAAACAGGAUCUAUGUUCUUUAGUGCAUUUAUUGUAAGUCUUCUGAAAGCAAACAUUGUUUGUGUAUCUACUGUGCAUGGUAUCAACUUUGUACACUGUGCUAUUUAUAUUGUUAUUCCAAUCAAUUAUUAACCUUGAUAUGACAUGGUUAUGUAUUAAUUAUCAACUAAAAAUUGAGUAACAUCUUUAAAUAGAGCGUGAAGCUCUCAGACUGGACAAUAAAAUUGGUUUUUACCUUUGA